GCAAAUAGUGGGAGGGGCUACCUUGCACAUCCAUUCCCAGAUCAGAGAAUGGCCUACCCAAGAAGUGGUCCAGCCUCUAGAGCAGUAGCUCUAGACCUCAUGCUGAGGACCUUCAUGAACUCUGCUGACUUUCACACCUCCAACCCCAGGAUUUGGGACAACAUAGCCAAGCUAGUGCCAGGAACCACUCCACAGCAGUGUGCUCAGAGGUGGGAAGAGCUUCGACUGACCAACAGUACAGUGGCUGGUGAUCUCUCAGGACUGACUGCUACUGGUCGACCCAUCUCAAGCCACGGUCGGAAGCAAAUCAGCAAACUAGUCCGCUCCAUGCUCAAUCAGCCAUCAAACAGACACGCCCACAACUCUGUACAAGAUCACACCCACCACUCGACCUCUCGGCCACCCAGUGUGUUAUCAGAACGCUCCAAGAGUUUCACUGAGAGCAGUCCUAGUAGACCCCUUACGGGGGUCGCUGAGAGAAAUGGGGGGAAUUUCGUAGCCAAUUUCUGUCAGACGAUGCUGAAUGGUACCAACAGUGCAGCUGUGCUGAGAGGAGGUGGGCAGAGGAGUGGUGUGAGGGUGGAGGAGGAGGAGUCUGCCAAGGAAUCUGCUGGAAAUGCCGUAAAUGGGCCUACAUCAACUCAAAUAUCAACUGAAGGAUCAGCCACGACUAUUGACAGUGGAGGCAGCUCAACCACCAUCAAGACCACCACCUCUGUGGGUGAGCAUGGACCUAACAUGGUCAUCCACGUUUGUGAUGACGCAAAGAAACUAAAAAAGGAUUUUGUGUGCCCCCGUGAGAUCCUAGUGAGGGAGAUGCACUACUUUGCCGAGUACCUCUCCUCCUCUGAUACACAGCUCUGGGAUGAGGUGGACAUCAGUGUACACUGUGACGUGCCUGUGUUCGACUGGCUCAUGAGAUACACAAAGAGAGGUCUGUCGGAGGGUCCGUGUGGUGAGAGACUGGAGGAACCUCAAGAGACCCCUGUCCUAAAGCCUGGAAACGCUAUCUCCAUCCUCAUCUCCUCAGACUUUCUCAAGAUGGACACUCUGGUCGAGUUGUGUCUGGAUUAUUGCCAUGACAACCUAUCGUGUGUGGUGGCUGCACCCUGUAACAUGGGCUGCAUCAAGGACAAGCUUAUCGCCAGGCUGGGGUCAAAGUUCACUCCACUGGAGGCUGAGAAUCUGGUAGACAAGAAAGACAAAGUAAAGAGUAAGCUGUUCCUCUACCAGCUGGAGCAGAUGUUCCAACCCUCCAACUCCACACCAGAGUGCCCCAACAGUGGGACCACUCUACACAGAUGCAAACACUGUCAGAAGCUACUCACAAUACAACAGUAUGAUACUCUACACUGCAUCACUGAAAGGCUCACGGUGGAUCGCACAGGGCGAGUGGUGUUCUCCCACGAGGCAGACUCAUCCUGGGACAUCAACAAACACAUCCAAUCAUUGCAGAAACGAGAGGGGCUCACUCCUAGGGACAUAUACUGGAGGUUGUGGGGGGCCAUCAACACACUCACCUGUGACCAUUGCUGUCAGGUGUUCCAGUGCUGUCAGCUGCCACUCUGUCUCUAUCACCCUCGUCCUGCCCUGGGGACGGAGCACCUGUGCUGUAAGAGGCGGGUCAGCGGGUUAUCCCCACUACCACACCCACAGACUGGAUGCACUUACCGUGAUCACAUGAUAUCUACACACUCCUCACACCAAGACCCAGUCUACACCAUUCUCCUACAACUCAGAGACACUAUUUGUGCAGAGCAACUUAAGCGCCUCUCAGAAUCAACAGGCACUCCAAACGACACCUCCUCAACUAACCAAAACUGUCUCGAACUAAUCUUACUUCGUAGUGAAGAGAGAAAACCUCAACACUCAUCAUCUGGGUGUGUGUCAGCUAGCAGCUUGUGUCAUAUGACAUCAUCAGUCUCGGCAGACAGUGUCAAGGUAUCGUCAAGGCAUCCUAGAUUGCCACGGCAACAGUCACAUGACCUGUCAGAGCUAGAGGAAGAUGAGGAUGAUGACCCGGUGGCCAGAUCACCACUCCCAGUGUCCACCAGCAGACACAAGAAGGGAAGACUGUAUGGGACUCUCAGACAGAAGAACUCACGACAAGACAUGGCACCGUUGCCCCCUCCUGUGGAAUGGAUUUGGGACAGUCGCAAGUCCCAGAGAUGGAAUCAGGACAUGCAAAGGGAAAGUGAUGAGAGACGUCUGGCUGCACUGGAGGCCCACUUCUCUCAGAGGCUGACCCCCUCUAACAAAAGCCGAGAGGCUGGUAUGGCCGGGGGGAUGUUCUCACGGCUAGAGGCUCAGUUCAGAGCUCAGCAGACGGCAAGAACUCUACAGCAGGGACAACACUCCAGAAACAUGUCUCAGGGGUCCGGUAGAAGACGCUUUUAAUGAGGACAGACUCAAUCUACCUAGAUUUCAACAAAACUAGUUGUUUGCCUAUCUGAUAAAAGCGGAGCAAUUUUCUUUUCUUUUAACAUCAAUCUACGAUCAAAUUUUUUGUACAUUAAUGUUUGUAGAUCAGUACAAUAUGGUAACGAUGGCAUAUUGAAUUCUUAUAAAUAAUAGUUCCUGCUUCCUCCGAA
This is a messenger RNA of Halichondria panicea, 2591 nucleotides long. RefSeq names its product SANT and BTB domain regulator of class switch recombination-like. The transcript is spliced from 16 exons. The record is from RefSeq and is a predicted model, not a curated record. Bases 49 to 2397 code for a protein of 782 amino acids. Lineage: Eukaryota; Metazoa; Porifera; Demospongiae; Suberitida; Halichondriidae.